AUGGCAGUAGCAUACGGUAUACAUUUAGGUAAUAGUUCUGGAUGCUUAGCAGCUUUCACGAAUGGUGCUUCGUCAGUGCUGGCAAACGAUGCAGGAGACCGUGUUACUCCAGCUAUAGUAGCUCUCAAUGGUUCCGAGUGGGAAGUCGGCUUAACCGCCAAAACUGGUCAACCAGCAUCGAAGGCUAUCAUAAAAAAUAACAAGCGUCUGAUGAACUGUGAAUGGAAUGAAGAUGAUCUCUUAUUUGUCGAAAGUUCUUCGUCUUGUCGUAUUCAGAAUGAAGAUAAGGUGUUGUACGAGUUUGAAACAAGUGAAACAAAGCUAUAUUCUAGCCCUGAUAACAUAGCAACAAAGAUUUAUGCUAAACUGUUUACAAUUGCUAGCCAUUCUGUUAAAGAUGAAGGUGACUUAAAAUUAGUUCUAGCUGCUCCUUUACAUUGGUCACAAACAAGUCGGGAGAGGCUAAUAAAGUGUGCAGAGCUGGCUGGUUUUGAUGUUCUACAGGUUAUAAGUGAACCAGCAGCUGCUUGUUUGGCUUAUAACGUUGAGGAAUCAGCUGAGGACAUUAACAUUUUAGUGUAUAGGCUUGGUGGUUCAACUUGUGAUGCUUCAAUAGUAAACGUCUCCAGUGGGUUUAUAAGCAUUGAAAAAAAUAUAUUUCGAAGUGAUCUUGGAGGACAAUGUUUGACUAAAGAUUUAGCAGACUACAUUGCCCAAGAAUUUAGGCAGAAGUGGAAAUUGGAUCCUCAAGAAAGUCGAAGGGCAAUGGCUAAGCUGUUACAGCAUGCAGAUAAUUGUAAACAUGUGCUUUCUACUCUCAGCUCGGCUCAUGUGUUUAUUGAGUCAUUAGUAGAUGGUGUCGAUUGGAGUCAAAAUGUGUCUAGAGCUAGAUUUGAAAACAUAAUUUCAUCAAAAGUAUCUGCAUACAUUGAACCAGCUCAGAAGCUUGUGGAAAGUUUUGAUGGUAUUAUAAGCAAGAUAGUAGUGUGUGGUGGAAACAUGAAAAUUCCUAAGUUGCAAUCAGCUAUAGCAAAUUUACUGCCAAAUGCGGAACUUCUUUCUGGUAUUAACCCUGAUGAGGUUAUCGCUGUAGGAUGUGCAAAACAUGCUGGAAUAAUUUUAGACUUUCCAAAUUUAUCUUUGUCUGAUGUAAAUACGGAAGUUGAAUUUUUGGGACAAGACAUCUACCUGAAAUAUUUAGAUGAAACUGUCAAGCUUUUUAAGGAAGGUACUCCACUCUACACGCAAUAUACUUGUGAUAUAAAUUCACCAAGUGAUGUAAAGAAUAUAAGCUUUACUUUGCACGCUCAACCUGAUGCAAAAGAAUUUGCAAAAGAAGAUAUUAAUGUAGAGAGCCUAAGUAAACCUUUUAAAUUAAAAGCCACAUUACAAGAAGAAAAAUUAUUAUUGGUUGUUGAAUAA
Leptosia nina is the source of this 1422-nucleotide messenger RNA. The record is from the annotation of a GenBank genome assembly. NCBI's taxonomy places the organism in Eukaryota, Metazoa, Arthropoda, Insecta, Lepidoptera, Pieridae.